GACUGAUCAUAGUCCAGCGAACAGCAAAAAGCUCCAAGUAUCAAAAAGAUUGGAAUAGUACAUGGACAAUUUAAGUCUUGCUAUCAUGAAAAAAUGGAAGAUAUCCUUCUGUAUGGUGAUAUCAUAUCUUGUGCUGGAAUUGUCAUACCAAGGACAUGCUGUACAAGGAACAUGUAUGAAGAAGGAAACUCGUAUAAUUUUAAUUGGGAAAACAGGAGCUGGUAAAAGUGCAACAGGAAAUUCUAUAUUGGGAAAAGAGGCUUUCAAAACAGAUAUCGGUAUGUUGUCUGAGACACGUACAACAUCAUAUCAUACAACUUGUCGAUUUGGCCGUAAGCUUGUUGUGGUAGAUACCCCAGGGCUAGAGGAUACCAGCUUAAGUACGUCAGAGGUGCUAACAGAAAUAACUAAGUCAUACACAAUGGUGUCUCCAGGACCACAUGCUUUUGUGAUGAUCAUUGAACCUGGCAGGUUUACAAAAGAAGAUAAAAGAGUGUUAGAUGAAUACGAGAAAUAUUUUGGACAGACAUUUCAUGAUUAUUUGGUAUUAGUUUUUACAAAAAAGAAGAGAAUAGAGAAGGAAAGUAGCUUAGAAAAAAUUGUAGAAAAAGUUCCAGAGAACCACUCUAUGAAAAAACUUUUAAAAGCAAUUAAGAAGCGAUACAUGGCAAUUGAUUACUCUUAUAACCUUGAAGAUCAAAAAGAGGAUGUUCUCAAACUUUUAGAUAUUGUCGAAAAAAUUAAAGAGGAAAACAACCCUGAAUUCUUUGAAUCUAAACUCAGUUCAAACACAGAAAAGUUAUUUAGUUAUCUUAGUAAAAUCCUCGACUUUAUUGGUGACACUUCCAAUGAGGAAGAUAGGAGAGAAAAAAUAAGGGCAUACAUUUUCAAUAUGUAUACAAUGUACGCCAUUCAAAUUGCAGCUAUGGUUGCUUAUUCUUAUUUUGGUGGGGAUGGCAUAACAGUGGGCAAUGCGAUCAUAGAAAAAUUAAUUGAAUAUGGUAGCUUUUAUUUAAAACGUCACCCUGUCUAA
Messenger RNA from Saccostrea cuccullata (small rock oyster), 1033 nucleotides. Its product is annotated as GTPase IMAP family member 9-like. Gene Ontology annotation, molecular function: GTP binding. The record is from RefSeq and is a predicted model, not a curated record. The transcript has 3 exons. The coding region runs from base 62 to 1033 and encodes 323 amino acids. NCBI's taxonomy places the organism in Eukaryota, Metazoa, Mollusca, Bivalvia, Ostreida, Ostreidae.